Cuscuta europaea is the source of this 1125-nucleotide messenger RNA. The record is from the annotation of a GenBank genome assembly. Lineage: Eukaryota; Viridiplantae; Streptophyta; Magnoliopsida; Solanales; Convolvulaceae.
AGGAAGCCAGCGAGAAAGAAUGAGUAGUCCUUCACUGGGAUUACUAAAGCUCUCUGGGUUGCCUCUUCCUCCAAAUUUCUCCAAAAUUGUUCAUUCGUCCGUCAAUCAUGGCUCUCCUUUCACCACCUCCUCUCGGUUUCUUCCUUUUUACUCUGCUUCUUUCCCGGAAAGAAGAUGGGCUGCCUCACCAAGGUCAUCUACUAGGACACAGACGUGGCUUCACGGAGAUGAACAGAGACAUAAAAAAAGUUGUGAUGAUCUAAGGAAUGAAAAUGAAUGUGAAACAACUCAGAUGUUUGGUUCAGAUGAAGAAGCUGCCAGUCAAAUUCCAACCCAAGCUCAAUCUGUUGUUGAAGGAUCACGAACAGUUCUGGUUGCAGAAUACAAGCCUGUUCCUGAUGUGGACUACUUGCAGGAAUUAUUAGCAAUUCAACAACAAGGCCCAAGAAAUAUUGGCUUUUUUGGAACACGAAAUAUGGCAUUCAUGCAUCAAGAACUUGUUGAGAUCCUUAGCUAUGCCUUGGUUAUAACGAAAAACCAUAUUUUUACAUCUGGUGCAUCAGGGACAAACGCUGCAGUAAUUAGAGGUGCCCUUCGUGCUGAGAAACCAGAACUGCUGACUGUUAUAUUGCCGCAAAGCCUCAGUAGGCAGCCUCCUGAAAGCCAAGAGUUGCUGUCUAAAGUGAAAAAUGUUAUAGAGAAACCUUACAAUGACCAUCUCGCGUUGAUAGAAGCUGGCAGGCUAUGUAACCUGGACAUCAUCUCACAAGUACAGCAAGUCAUUUGCUUUGCCUUUCAUGAUAGCAGAUUGCUCAUGGAAACUUGUCAAGAAGCUAAAGAAAUGAGGAAAAUUGUCUCUCUCUUUUAUCUGGACUAGUGUCUAGUGCACAAGAAUGAUCAAUUUUAUGUAGAAGAAAAUCGUUACUUGUUCUUUUGUAGAUCAAGUUUUAAGUGAAAACAAAAACACUUGCUAUCUGUAUGGACAGAUUUAGAUAGAAUAGGAAUGUGGCCCAAAUUGUGCCACACAGAUUUUAGAAAAUUGAAUAUAUUUGUUUAUGCUUGAAAGGGAAGUUUAUGUUUAUUAGUUUAUGAUGUAUUGUAUUAGCUAUUUCUUGUGCAAAUGGA